This is a messenger RNA of Dothidotthia symphoricarpi CBS 119687, 1104 nucleotides long. RefSeq lists its product as uncharacterized. NCBI's taxonomy places the organism in Eukaryota, Fungi, Ascomycota, Dothideomycetes, Pleosporales, Dothidotthiaceae. Gene Ontology annotation, biological process: protein dephosphorylation. Gene Ontology annotation, molecular function: protein tyrosine phosphatase activity. The annotation marks the transcript as partial. The transcript has 2 exons. The record is from RefSeq and is a predicted model, not a curated record.
CGCGCAGACCUGGACAAGACAUGGGACGAGCUGGAAUGGGCCCAGCUGCAGCGCCUGCGAGAUGCCGUCCCCGCCAUCAGAGACGACGGUGAGCAGUCCCAGCCGCCCCAAUGGGCCCGGUGCAACGGCGAAGAGUACGCGAGCCGCAACCGCUACCUCAACGUGGACCCCUAUCAGGCCAACAGAGUGCGCAUGGACGUGCCCGAGGGCUGCUCCGACUACAUCAACGCCUCGCCCAUGCUGCUCACCCUGACCAAGUCGCAGACGGCCCUCACCUACAUUGCUACACAGGGCCCCAAGGCUGACAGCUGGUCGCACCUCUGGCGCAUGAUCUGGAACCUGAACCUCGACCCUGCCGUCAUCGUCAUGCUCACCCAGACGCACGAAGCGGGGCGCGAAAAGUGCUACCAGUACUACCCACCCUCCCCCUCGAGCCCCCACAUGGACAUCAACGAGCACGACGAGUUCGGAGACGGCUUCCAACACAGCCUGGAACUGACGUCUAUGGACAUGGACGAGGAAGCCCGCACAAUAGUGAGCGACUUGGAUCUGGUGCAGGCCGAGGGCGAAGAGACGCGCAAGGUCUGCCAUUUGCUCUUUGCAGGCUGGCCAGACUUUCUGGUGCCAGAGGGAGCCGACAAGGCGGCUUUGCUGAAACUCAUCGACAUGUCCCGUGAAAAGGCCGUCGACUGCUCCACGAACCCGCGGAUCGUGCACUGUAGCGCAGGCAUCGGUCGCAGCGGCACCUUUAUCGCCCUCGAUUGGCUUCUGCAAGAGCUCGACGAAGGCUCCAUGGACGAGACCCCCGACGACGAGGACCCCAUCGUCAGGGUCAUCCAGGUGCUCCGAGACCAGCGCCCCAUGAUGGUCCAGAGCAAGAACCAGUUCUUCUUCAUCUACGACGUGGUCCGCGAACAAUGGCUCGACCGAUGGAACGAACUCCAUCCUGACCUUGCCAUUCUUGCUGAUUCCGCCGCCGACAGUGAGCCGGCACUCAAGAGGCAAAAGUCCAUGCAGGACGAUGAUCAAGCAAGUGAGGCGCGCGCACGGCUCGAGGCAGAACUCCAGGAUGCUCAGUUCACAUUCGAGAACGGAACAGCUUGA